GGUCAUAUUAACACCUAUACUUUCCAUCCAGCAAAACAAAGGUUACCGACAUAUUUAAGGAAAGUGAACACAAAAUGUCUGUGGAUUGGUUUGGUUAUGUCUACGCCGCCACUGUGGCCGCCGGUGGAAUUAUGGGAUACGCAAAGGCGGGUUCUAUUCCCUCAUUGGGUGCCGGCCUGGCCUUUGGAGCCCUACUCGGCUACGGGGCCCACCUAAACUCUCAACAAACGCCCCGCCCCUUGCUUCAACUGGGCACAACCUUGUUCUUGGCCGGAUUAAUGGGGGCUCGAUGGAAUCGUUCCGGAAAACUAAUGCCCGCCGGCGUAGUUUGCAUGCUCUCCGUUGCAGCGUUGGUUAAAAAUCUGGCCACCUACAAUCGCCAUCUAAUGCCAACCGGCACAAAGGGUGCAUAAAGACACAACCAUCUGAUGGAUCCCCAAAUGCUGGACUUGCCAGGAGACUUUUUUACCUUACUUCGUCAUUUACAUGAACAUGUUAAUUACCUUAUUAAUUAAGUACCUACUUUUUUGGUGAUUGGAACUUUAGGAUAGUGCUGUGUCACUUUCUAAGCUAGCGAUAAGGAACUGUACUUGUUGGCUGCAAAUACAUUUUAUCACCCAUGCUGGACUAUACAAAGUA
Messenger RNA from Drosophila eugracilis, 639 nucleotides. Its product is annotated as transmembrane protein 14 homolog. The record is from RefSeq and is a predicted model, not a curated record. The coding region runs from base 75 to 413 and encodes 112 amino acids. Gene Ontology annotation, biological process: regulation of heme biosynthetic process. Lineage: Eukaryota; Metazoa; Arthropoda; Insecta; Diptera; Drosophilidae. The transcript is spliced from 2 exons. Gene Ontology annotation, cellular component: mitochondrial membrane.